This is a messenger RNA of Leptopilina boulardi, 2400 nucleotides long. Its product is annotated as probable phosphoserine aminotransferase. The record is from RefSeq and is a predicted model, not a curated record. Bases 152 to 1246 code for a protein of 364 amino acids. Gene Ontology annotation, molecular function: pyridoxal phosphate binding; O-phospho-L-serine:2-oxoglutarate transaminase activity. NCBI's taxonomy places the organism in Eukaryota, Metazoa, Arthropoda, Insecta, Hymenoptera, Figitidae. Gene Ontology annotation, cellular component: cytoplasm. Gene Ontology annotation, biological process: L-serine biosynthetic process. The transcript is spliced from 9 exons.
GUAUAGUAUAAUGAAUAAGUGCCUGGUGGGGAUUGCCUCGCUGACAAGAAUUUAUUUAGAACCAGUUUAUGUGUUUGGUUGAUUCUGAUGUUAGUUUCAGUUUUACUUUCGAGUACUUGUCACGUGAAAAGAAUCUCGUUUAAACUAUAUCAUGUCUUCGAAUUCUACCAAAGUCAUUAAUUUUGGUGCAGGUCCAGGAAAACUUCCCGAAGAGGUCAUAGAAGAAGUUCAAAAAGGAUUUCACUCGUUUGGUGAUACAAACAUUAGUAUUGUGGAACUCAGUCAUCGUUCAAGUGAUUUUAAUAAAAUUAUUAACGAUGCUCAGGCAACAUUACGAGAAAUACUUAACAUUCCAGCGAAUUAUAAAAUUUUAUUCAUGCAAGGUGGAGGUACAGGAAUCUUUGCAGCAAUUCCUCUCAAUAUGAUGAAAACUGGAACUGCUGAUUAUUUUGUAACAGGUUCUUGGUCAUCAAAGGCUGCAAAGGAAGCAGCAAAAUAUGGAAAAGUAAAUUUGGUUUUACCAAAAACUAGCACUUAUACAGAAAUUCCAAAUUCCUCAACAUGGAAUUUGGAUCCAAAUGCUUCUUAUGUUUAUUAUUGUGACAAUGAAACAAUUCAUGGUAUCGAAUUUAACUUUAUCCCUGACACGAAAGGCGUUCCUUUAGUGGCCGAUAUGUCAUCAAAUAUUUUAACCAAACCAAUUGACAUUUCUAAGUUUGCAGUGAUUUAUGCUGGAGCACAAAAAAAUAUCGGUCCAGCAGGUGUAACUUUAGUUAUUUUAAGAGAGGAUGUUAUAGGCCACGCAAUGUCUGUUUGUCCAACAAUAUUAGAUUUUGCAGUGAUUGCCGAAAAUAAUUCUAUUUACAAUACACCUCCAACUUUUCAAAUUUACUUUGUUGGUAAAGUUUUUAAAUGGAUUCAAAAAAAUGGAGGUGUAAAGGGAAUGGAAAAAAAAGCAGAGGAAAAAAGCAAGAAAAUUUAUGAUAUUAUUGAUAAUUCUCAAGGAUUUUAUGUUUGUCCUGUUAAAAAAGACUGUCGAAGCAGAAUGAAUGUACCGUUUAGAAUAAAAAAUAAUGAUGAACUCGAAAAAGAAUUUUUAACUGGUGCAAGUGAACGUGGCAUGUUACAAUUGAAAGGACACAGAUCGGUGGGUGGAAUUCGUGCUUCACUUUAUAAUGCAGUGACAGUUGAGGAAGUCGAAAUUUUGGCAUCGUACAUGAAAUUGUUUCAGCAAUCAAAGCAAUAAAUUUAUUUUUGUAAAAACCACUUUAAGUGCAAUUUAAAAAAAAAAUUUUUUAAUUUAGAUACAAAAUAUUGAAUUAUUUUUUUUUAAACAAUUUUAAAAACAUCAAUUUUUUUUUAUGUGCCAUUCCAGGAGUUUUUUAGCACUUUUCGGAGUAACCUUUCCAAAUUAAAUGAAACAUUUUUUUAAUAAUAUUUAUUAAUAUAAAGGUCCAAAAAAAUCACUUUUUAAGUAAAAACAAUUGUUUAUUUAAAAAAUACAACAAUAAAUAAUGCAAAAAAUUCACUUUUUUCCUGCAACUCCAAAUAAAUUGGUUUAAAGAUCAAAAUUUUCCUUAUUUUUCAAGCUUUCAUACCGCACAAGAAACAUAGAGUCCGAGAAAAUAUUCAACUCACAAUUUUUUAAACAAUGUUUGUUUACUUUUUUGUAUUUUAUUUACUGUGAAACGUCUGCUAAAGCUGCGCGCGACGUUUGGAAGCUGUCGCUUUCCUUAUUGAGCAGAAGCUAAUUACACUAGCGUAGUAAAAAACAUGUUGUGUGAAAAGUGAGGUUUUUCAUCCUUCAAAAAUGUUUUUUAUGAUUUUUUACUGCAAAGUAGAUAAUUAAAAACCAUUCAAUGUGAUAACCAGAAAUUUUUACGCUUCGUUUAAUGACAACAUAACCUCACUUUUCGCACAACUUGCUUUCUACUACGCUAGUGUAAUGAGCUUCUGCUCAAUAAAAAAAGCGACAACUUCCAAACGUCGCGCGCAGCUUUAGCAGACGUUUCACAGUAAAUAAAAUACAAAAAAGUAAACAAACAUUGUUUAAAAAAUUGUGAGUUGAAUAUUUUCUCGGACUCUAUGUUUCUUGUGCGGUAUGAAAGCUUGAAAAAUAAGGAAAAUUUUGAUCUUUAAACCAAUUUAUUUGGAGUUGCAGGAAAAAAGUGAAUUUUUUGCAUUAUUUAUUGUUGUAUUUUUUAAAUAAACAAUUGUUUUUACUUAAAAAGUGAUUUUUUUGGACCUUUAUAUUAAUAAAUAUUAUUAAAAAAAUGUUUCAUUUAAUUUGGAAAGGUUACUCCGAAAAGUGCUAAAAAACUCCUGGAAUGGCACUUAUGUAAAUGUAAAAUUUUAGAUUUAUGAAAAUUCUUUUUACUUUAUUUUGUAUGGAGCUUUAUA